CGGGAAACGGGAAACUUUCAUCAAGUACCGUACAACCCCCCCUUCAAGGGCAAGACGAAUCAAACUACUUCGUCGGUUUUUUCCCACAAAUUCCUUCCUCACCAACAACAUCUCACAGGACAAAUAUCAAGUUCUGGUGAGAGACUGAGAGGUUUUUCUUUAUUUACAAAGUCUGUCAAACGCCCAUCGGCUUUGCAGCUUCAAAUUAUGUCGAAACCUCAUAGUAUCAACGGGAGCGAGUCCGAGUUCGAAUUUAUCGAAACUCCGAAAGCUCCCACUCCUACAUUUGAGAAGUUUGAGGAAUGUGGUGUGCGAACCACCUCGUACCCGUCCAUCAAAAAUGGCCCUCUUCCCGCUGAUGGGCCAGGAUCGGAUACCUUCUCCAACACCCUUCUCUUUUCCUUAAUUGGUGGUGUUCCGUUGUACCUAUCAUGGAAAGUCGGCGGUGGUCUGAAGACUACCAUAUUCUUCGCCUUGUUUACGAGCAUUCCCAUUCUCGCUGGCUACUGGCUUACCAUCUCUUCCAUAAGUCCGAGAAGGAACGAGAAGGUCAAAUACCCCGGGCGACCGGUCGAGCACUAUAUUACCUUUAAGAAGCAAGCCGACAAGCUCAAGUACCAUGGCAGGAGCAAGAUUCCUAUGGAAACUUUCUAUGAAAUGUACUUUGAUGGAGAUGUCGAUUUCAACGGCGAUUGUCUCGAGGUCCUAGAGUAUAGGCAUGACUGGGCAAGCUUUCGUUUUACCUGGGGUCUCUGCAAGUACUUCCUCUUCGGCAUGAUGCCCGAGGUCAUCAUGCACUCGCGAAGUCAAGAUGAGGAGCAGGUUCGUGACCACUACGACCGUGGUGAUGACUUCUACGGCUGGUUCUUGGGUCCUCGUAUGGUCUAUACCUCCGGUGUUAUCUCAGAUAUCGACACUGAAGAGAGCCUCGAACAACUCCAGGACAACAAGAUGGCCAUCGUUUGCGAAAAGGCUGAGUUGAAGAAGGGCGAGUCGCUACUAGAUAUUGGCAGCGGUUGGGGUACUCUAGCCCGAUUCGCUAGUGUCAACUACGGCGCUCACGUUACUGGUAUCACCCUUGGCCGCAACCAAACUGCCUGGGGCAAUAAGGCCCUGCGCAACGCCGGUAUUCCCGAGGAACAAAGCAAAAUUCUCUGCAUGGAUUACCGCGAUAUCCCGGUGCCCGAAGGUAAAUACAAGAAAGUCACUUGUCUUGAGAUGGCAGAGCACGUCGGUGUGCGGAAGUUCGGGUCGUUCUUGAAGCAGGUCUACGAUAUGCUUGAUGAUGAUGGAAUUUUCUUCCUACAGAUUGCGGGUUUCCGAAAAUCUUGGCAGUAUGAGGAUCUUAUCUGGGGUUUGUUCAUGAACAAAUAUGUCUUCCCUGGUGCUGAUGCGUCGGCUCCCCUCGACUUCGUCGUUGCUGGACUCGAAGGAGCCGGAUUCGAAGUGAAGGGACUGGACACGGUUGGUGUACACUAUUCUGCGACUUUGUGGCGGUGGUAUAGGAACUGGCUGGCCAACCGCGAGAAGGUCGAGGCUAAAUAUGGAAAGCGAUGGUUCCGAGUUUGGGAAUACUUCCUCGCUUCUGCUACUAUCGCUUCGCGACAGGGUACCGCUACCUGCUUCCAAAUCACCUUAGUCAAGAACCUCAACUGCACUCACCGUGUUGAGGGUAUCCCAACACAGUUCGCCCUAACCGGAGCACUGGAGGAGGCUCAGUCCAAGGUCGACUUCAAAGCAUGGACGAAGAAAAACGCCGACCAGUUCCCUACCUCGACUGUCCAGUAGAGCGCCACGAUGCAUUCGUAAGGUGCUACAAGCAGACGAGUUAGGAGCGGGAAGAGACUAGGUCUCUGAUCCUUCCAGGCAUUUCGAUGCUGCCAUGUUGCGAUGAGUAAGAAGGGAUAGUUUUAGGUAGAUGUACGCGGAGAAUUAUAGACAUUAAUUUCGAGUAAUGGAGGGGCGGGAGAAAAGACAAAUGAGUAUAGGAAGCAGAGGUAGUGAACAUGGAAAGGCAGGACAUCCACUUCAUAUGAAUAGUAGAUGGACAUGCACCUUCCUCCUAUGAACAAAGUUUGAUCACAGAAUACCGAAUCAACCUCGUGCUUGUGUAGCAUAGCUGAUACAUCUAUACCUCGUAUAAGACAUACGUGCACCAAUGAAGUAUGAUUAGGUUAGAUAGCUGACACGGCUAAUGUUGGUGAUUGAUGGCGAAUAAUGGAGGCGUGUUAUGCACAUAAGCACGUGAGGCGCAGCGAUUAGCCCACUGUGAGCAACUCAUGUUAACCAAUUGAGUUUGCUAGCCGUUGAUAGGUGGCCUGUGCAUUUAGAUAGGUACACACUUUUUUAAACGUUCAACUCCCCAAACUCCCCUAAACUUCCUUAAACCCCCUUAUCGGGAUAGUUCGGGGGCGCUCGGACACGUUUCUCAUUGGUCCAAAAGCCCUUACGCCAAAUUAAUGCCAAGCCACUCCUUGUUCCUCUUGAUUUCCAAGUUCCAUUUGUGAGCUGC
This is a messenger RNA of Hypoxylon trugodes, 2512 nucleotides long. Its product is annotated as S-adenosyl-L-methionine-dependent methyltransferase. NCBI's taxonomy places the organism in Eukaryota, Fungi, Ascomycota, Sordariomycetes, Xylariales, Hypoxylaceae. The transcript is spliced from 4 exons. The coding region runs from base 208 to 1788 and encodes 526 amino acids. Gene Ontology annotation, biological process: cellular response to biotic stimulus. The record is from RefSeq and is a predicted model, not a curated record.